Messenger RNA from Bipolaris oryzae ATCC 44560, 411 nucleotides. RefSeq lists its product as uncharacterized. The transcript has a single exon. Bases 1 to 411 code for a protein of 136 amino acids. NCBI's taxonomy places the organism in Eukaryota, Fungi, Ascomycota, Dothideomycetes, Pleosporales, Pleosporaceae. The record is from RefSeq and is a predicted model, not a curated record.
AUGCAUACCACGGCCGAGUAUAGAUGGGCAGUAGGAAAGGCGUGGACACUACAUCACGCUCGACCAAGGCUGCAUGGGGGUCAAGCACCAGCAUGCUGGCCGCAGUGCAACACUCAGGGUGCUACUACAUUUGGGACAGCUGUGUUCAACAUGGUUGGUUGUAGUACUGUCACUGGUGGUGGGUGGGCCAAGUGUUGUAGCUGCAAUGGGUAUGUCUUGAGUGACGCGUUGCUGGCUUGCUUUUGCUUUGUUUUUUUCUCUACACACACAUCCCUCAUUGUUAAUCAUUCACCAUGUCGCGGCGCUGACCCCCUCAUGGCACGACGAAAGCACGACUUGAUUUCACUUUUCUCGUUUCAUUUCUGGGUACGAUUUGCAGGUUUAUGUUUUCUUUUUUCUUUUUUCUCUUAA